Messenger RNA from Owenia fusiformis, 934 nucleotides. NCBI's taxonomy places the organism in Eukaryota, Metazoa, Annelida, Polychaeta, Sabellida, Oweniidae. The record is from the annotation of a GenBank genome assembly.
CCGGAAGCUAUGAAAGCACAACUUUUAGAAAAACGAAAUUGUAAUUAUAACUAUUCAAUAUGUUAUUAUUGCAGUCUAUGUAAUCCAUUAUUGAGAUAUAAUAAAUACUUUAUAUUUUCAUGUAUACAAUCAUGUUUGAAUUUCUAUAAUAAUGGAAAUGAGGUCCCUAAAUAUUUUCUAAAGAUGAAUGAUUUCGCAUUGCAGUUUGACAUAAUUUGAAAAAAUGGCAGAUGCAGAUCUUGCUUCUAAGGCAGCAAAGAAAAACAAGAAGCGCAAAAAUAAGAAAGGAGAGGGCAACACUUACAAAGGAGUCUCACUAGACCCAGCAGACUUGCUACCUGUACUUAAAGAGCAACUUGCUGUGGCAAAAGCAAACAAGGAUAGUGAACUAGCAAAUAAACUUAGAGAUCAGCUAUGGGUUAUUACUGACAUUGUACGGGGAGUAAAGACAGAUAUUCCAGAGGAGGAGUUACAGAAAGUGAUUGACAGCCUCCCCCUAUGUAGUCUACAACAGAGUGCCCCUGUUUCAGAAGCACCUAAGGCUGAGAAAAUAACAGGUCCAUCAGAAAGUGUGUUGGUAGGUGGGGGCGGUGGAGGUAGCAGCAACCUCACAACUGCAGAGAAACGAAUCCGUGCUUUAAACAAAAAACUCACUCAAGUUGAAAAACUUAAAGAAAGACAAGCAAAUGGUGAAAAACUGGAAGACAAUCAACUUGAGAAAAUUAAAAAUGUUUCAAAAAUUACAGAUGAAAUUAAGGAGUUAGAAGACAUUAUGGAGGCCGCUAGAAUUUCUUGAUGAAUAUUGCAUAUUAGUAAAAUCAAACAUAUUUAAUUCAUGCAUGACAUAUUGAAAUAUUUUAGAUUUAUAAUAUUAAUACUUGAAUUGAAUUGAUUGAAUUUGGAAAUUUCAUCAAAUUUUGUAUAACAAUAAAUU